Cloeon dipterum is the source of this 3167-nucleotide messenger RNA. RefSeq names its product casein kinase I-like. The record is from RefSeq and is a predicted model, not a curated record. Gene Ontology annotation, molecular function: ATP binding; protein serine/threonine kinase activity. The coding region runs from base 190 to 1380 and encodes 396 amino acids. NCBI's taxonomy places the organism in Eukaryota, Metazoa, Arthropoda, Insecta, Ephemeroptera, Baetidae. Gene Ontology annotation, biological process: signal transduction; positive regulation of proteasomal ubiquitin-dependent protein catabolic process; endocytosis. Gene Ontology annotation, cellular component: nucleus; cytoplasm. The transcript has 8 exons.
UCGCCAUAACAGUCUUGGUUUGGAUCGGAUUCGGUGCUCCGCUGCCUGUGAUGAGAAAUCGCAGUAAUCCUGCCUAGUGUCUCGCCAAAAUGAUCUCUUGACUUGGCCAGCAGUUGAUCGAGUAGACAAACUUGGCAAAUCCGUGCUUAGUUCCGCCUAAGAAAGAGUCGCCAGCCAAAUCUCAGAAAAAUGGAGCUGAGAGUGGGCAACAAAUACCGUCUCGGACGCAAGAUCGGGAGCGGUUCCUUCGGAGACAUUUACCUAGGCACCAACAUCACGACCGGCGAGGAGGUGGCCAUCAAGCUGGAAUGCAUCAAAACCAGACACCCUCAGUUGCACAUAGAAUCCAAAUUCUACAAAAUGAUGCAAGGAGGAGUGGGAAUCCCGAUGAUCAAGUGGUGCGGCUCCGAAGGCGACUACAAUGUCAUGGUGAUGGAGCUGCUCGGCCCUUCGCUCGAAGAUCUCUUCAAUUUCUGUUCCCGAAGAUUUUCACUGAAGACUGUACUACUCUUAGCAGACCAACUGAUUAGCCGAAUAGACUUCAUUCACUCGCGGAAUUUCAUCCACCGCGACAUAAAACCGGACAACUUCCUCAUGGGGCUGGGUAAAAAAGGCAACUUGGUCUACAUCAUCGACUUUGGCCUGGCCAAGAAGUACAGAGACGGACGCACACACCAACACAUCCUCUACAGGGAAAAUAAAAAUCUGACCGGAACGGCACGAUACGCUUCAAUUAGUACCCACUUGGGAAUCGAGCAAAGCAGGAGAGACGACCUGGAAUCGCUGGGUUACGUGCUGAUGUACUUCAACCGCGGGUCGCUGCCGUGGCAAGGCCUGAAGGCCGCCACGAAACGCCAGAAGUACGAACGCAUCUCAGAAAAGAAAAUGGGCACGCCCAUCGAGGAGCUGACUCGCGGCUAUCCAGCUGAAUUCGCCACAUAUCUCUACUACUGCCGUUCGCUCCGAUUCGAAGAGCGUCCCGACUAUAAUUACCUGCGACAAAUGUUCCGAUCGCUCUUCCACCGCCAGGGCUUCACUUAUGAUUAUGUUUUCGACUGGAACAUGCUCAAGUUUGGAGCGUCUCGACUGGGUCAGGAGGAGGCGGGUCGCGAGCGGCGCUACCCGACGCGGAUGGGCCAGUUUGCCGGGAGCCAGCAGCAGAACCAGCCAGGGCAGCAGGGCGGCGCCGGCGUGAGCGGCGGCGUGGGCGGCGCCUCGGGCAACGCGCGCCACCCGAAGACGGCGUCCGGCGCGGUGGUCAGCCCGGUGGAGACGCCGUCGCGGCAGGCGCUGGCAGCGGCGUCACCCGCGGCGGCGGCAGCGGCGGCGGCGGUCGGCGCCACGACCACGGCGUCGCCGUCGUCGGGCAAAAGACGGUGAGAAAAGUGACUGGAAUCGCUGCUUCGUCCUUAUCCGGUUAAUUGGUUUGACUGUGAUUUGCCCCCUGGACAUUUUCGGAGCUGCUGGUCCAUGAAAUGGCCUAAGCGAAUUCGUUUGAUGAUUAAACUCGGCGUCGUGGUGUCUCGGAACUUUUUCUAGCUGUUAUUUGCCCGGUAGGACAGUGCAUAAUAAUUAAAAAGUGUUGUGCCAGCGUCUCGACUGACACCCCCUCCCUCGCGUUGGCCGGCCGAGUGUGAGAGCCAGCGAGGCAGAUCGUUUACACUGUUCUUGAUCGUUGUCUACUCGUGAGAACACCCCAAUUCUUGUCGCUAUGUAUUCGCUUCCAAUAGGUUUAUGUUUUUGGUUGCUUCGAUUCGACUGACACUUUGGUCCAUCGCAAGAAGAAGAUGAAGAAGAAGUGAAUUCUGACCACUUUUGUACUUAAUUUCUACGCUAAUAAUUCGGCUCGAAGAAGAGACGUUCAGUGUUCGGAGCCGUGUCGGCAGGUUACUGUGAUUUCAUUGUUGUUUUUGGCGAAAUCUGCACUUCAAAUUCGGUUUUUUAAAAAUUCGUGUCGUGGAAAAUUGUCCCAUCUCUCGCCCCGCCCACUUUUAUAUCGGACAGGACAGCUCUACCAACUGGAGCCAAUUUCAUUCCGAUUAAAGUGGGCGGGGCCGUUAUUUUGGCGUUUUUUGGUUUGAAUCCAUCAAAUCAGACUCUGUGAUUCGCUUUUAGACCGAGACAGCAGCGCCACGGUGGCAAACCGGGCUACUGCUACGUCAUUUGCCUGCCGCUGUGGCGCUGCUGUCUCGAUUCCCGCCAAAAUAACGGUUUUUACGAAUAUUAAAUGCCAUCUGGUGGCGGCUCCGGAUAACACCACGCACUUUCCGAAGUGCCGAAUUCACGCUCUCUUUGACUCAUUCGAUUUUAAGACACCGAUCCCCCCACCCCACCCCCUUAUUGUAUUUAUUAAUGUGUCGAUAUAUUCAUUUUUGAUACCCCGGUUCAGAUCAAUUAAAAUAAUCAACGGAUAGAUUCGCGAGCUUUUGAGUGACAAUGCCAAUUGUAAAUGUAAAUAUGAUGAAUUUCGAGAGCGUGUCGGCUUGAUAAACAAAAAAAAAGGAAACCAUCAUCUUGUAUGAUACAUUGUACAUAUAUUUUUAUAUAUAUUUCGUGUGUGCGCGAAACCGAUCGAACGAAGAAGUGGUGAUUAAUUAGCACGUGUUUUAAUCCGAGCAUGUACAUAUAUAAACACACACACACACACUCACACACAUUACGAUGGUUAUAUAUUGCUGCUGCCUUACGAGUAUCACACACACACACACACACACACACACACACUCACUCACUCACAGAAAGAAAGAGAGAAACACACACUCACGCACGCCGCGAAUAUUCCUGCAGCCACGACGAAGCCGUGUGUCCCGCCGCCGUCGCCAUUUUCGAGCCAAUUUCGCGGGCCGCUCUUAGUGUGUGCGAGAAUAUAUAUAUAAAAAAAUUGUGAAUUUUUGUUGCAACAACAAAGGAUAGAUAACGAGUUAUAAUUACGAAACAAAACAAAUUAAAACAACAAAGGAUCGACGAUUUGGAGAAGGAAUGGAAGGAAGGAAAGAAGGAAGGAAGAAGCUAUGAUUAUGAACAUGAUGUGAUUCAUGUCUAUCAAUUUAAGUAACAAAUUGUAUUGAUUACGAUAUGACGUGCGAUGAAAGUAUAAAAAAAACAUGCAUUAUUUGUUGUGAUGUAUACAAUUUUCGGGUAUUAAAAUGUCGAAAAAUGAAACCAAA